GUAGUGUCAAAAUCAGAAGGAGAUAUUCUAAUCAUGGCACUCUCAUCUGCUAAUGUUGAAGUUUAAAAUUCUCAAAGUCGAUUCCCACGGGAUUAAACCACAGACGCCGUCCCAAAUUCUUGCUCCCCAGGUGAUACACAUCUAGUGCGCAAAGGGCUUUGCACUGUUUUUUUUCUCGUUUGCUUAAAACUGUGCCUGAUGUAUCUCCUGUUGAAGCUGGUCUUAGUCAGGUAAACUGUGAGCAGCAGCAGCUGCUGCAGCAACAGAGGGACAGAGCAUAUCGGCUGUCAGGAGAGGAUGACUGAAAGCUGGUGAGGUGUGUUUUCGGUCCAGCCCUCUUUACAGCCGCAGCCUCUUCACCAGCAGCAGCAGCAGCAGCAGAAACAAGAUCUCAAGAUGGUAGCAGCUCACUCCUCUUCACAUUCAUCGGAAUCUACUGAGUGGAUUAUUUGCCUGGAUAAGAGACCAGCAGAGCGCUCUGGGGAAGAUGUUGACAUAAUCCUGGCCCGUCUGAAAAAUGUGAAGGCAUUUGAGAGGUUCCACCUCAGUCUGCUGCAGCAAAUCUGUCUGUGUGGUUUCUACGAGUGUUUGGAGAAAGGAAUCACCUUGUAUCGACAGGGUGACAUUGGGACCAGCUGGUACGCUGUCCUGUCUGGUUCUCUGGAUGUUAAAGUUUCAGAGACUUCAAGUUAUCAGGAUGCCGUUACAAUUUGCACACUGGGGACUGGAACAGCAUUCGGGGAGUCGAUCCUGGAUAACACCCCCCGACAUGCUACCAUUGUCACGCGGGAAUUCAGCGAGCUCCUACGCAUCGAGCAGAGGGAGUUCAGGUCUCUGUGGGAUAGAUAUCAUCAGUGCAUGGCUGGACUGCUCGCCCCACCCUAUGGUGCGAUGGAAAGUGGAUGUGGUGCUGACAGAAUGCCGGACAAAGAGAACAUAAGCAACAACUCAUUUGUUUCAGUCUCCAAACACCAGAAUAAGAAGUCAUUCAUUGAAAGUCCGGCCAAAUCUCACCUUAAAUGCAUUUCUCAGGUGCCCUCAGAGAAGAUCCUCAGGGCGGGAAAGAUCCUCCGUAACGCCAUCCUCUCCAGGUCGCCGCACAUGAUCAGAGACAGGAAGUUCCAUUUGAAGACAUACAGGCAGUGCUGUGUGGGGACAGAGCUGGUCGACUGGCAGUUGCAGCAGAGCUCAUGUAUCCACUCUCGGAUCCAGGCUGUUGGCAUGUGGCAGGUGCUGCUGGAGGAAGGUGUUCUGAAUCACGUGGACCAUGAGCUGAGCUUCCAGGACAAAUACCUUUUCUACCGCUUCCUGGAUGACGAACAGGAAGAUGCUCCUUUCCCCAGCGAGGAUGAGAGAAGGGAGAGCCAAGAGGAGCUGCAGGACACCCUGCUCCUCCUGUUGCAGAUCGGACCUGAUGCCCACAUGAGGAUGAUUCUGAGGAAACAUCCGUCUGAAAGGACAGCAGAUGAUUUGGAGAUCAUUUAUGAAGAGCUGCUACAUAUAAAGGCCUUGUCUCACCUGUCCACCACUGUCAAGAGAGAACUGGCAGGAGUGCUGAUCUUCGAGUCCCAUGCAAAGUCAGGAACAGUGUUGUUCAGUCAGGGGGAGGAGGGUACAUCAUGGUACAUUAUCCUGAAAGGCUCGGUCAAUGUUGUCAUUUAUGGAAAAGGUGUCGUUUGCACUCUCCACGAAGGAGACGACUUUGGAAAGCUCGCUCUGGUCAAUGAUGCUCCCCGCGCUGCCUCUAUUGUACUGCGAGAAGACAACUGUCACUUCCUGAGAGUAGACAAGGAGGACUUCAACAGGAUUCUGAGGGACGUGGAGGCCAACACGGUGCGUCUGAAGGAGCACGGUCAGGAUGUUCUGGUGUUAGAGAAGAGUCUCAGCAGCAGUCGAACCACCAGCCAUGGAGCCUCAUCCUCCCACUACAAAUACAAGGUAAUGUCGGGGACCCCUGAGAAGAUUUUGGAGCACCUCCUUGAAAUGAUGCGAUUGGAUUCUCAAUUCACAGAGUCAGAUGCAGCUUUAGAAGACUUUGUGCUCAUGCACUGUGUCUUCAUCCCAAACACUCAACUAUGUUCAGUGUUGAUGGCCCAUUACCAUGCUCAGGCCUCUCAGGGCUCUGAACAGGAGAAGCUGGACUACACACUCAACAACAAGCGCAGGGUGAUCCGCCUGGUAAUGCAGUGGGCUGCAGUACAUGGAGAUCACCUGCAGGAGGAGGAGAUGUCUGUGGCCUUCCUUGAGGAGUUUCUCAUGGCGGUAUCAAUUGAUGCCAAAGUCCUCCCAGCUCUCAGGGAUCAGCUGACAGACCUGGAGAGAAUUGUAAAGCAAAACUCUGAAGAUGCCAGAGUCUCACAGAAAAAGCACAAAGUCCUUCUGCGGCAGUUCAGUAUGGGAGAUGAGAAGCUUCAAAAACGUCAGCCAAUCAAGAGUCAUGAUGAAAUUCUGCUCAAAGUCUACUGCUGUGACCACACAUAUACAACAAUCCGUGUCCCAGUAGUGUCCUCAGUCAGGGAGGUCAUCGGGGCCGUGGCCGACAAGCUGGGGUCAGCCGAGGACCUCCUCCUGGUCAGCCUCAGCUCUGCAGGAGAGAAAGUAAUCUUCAAGCACAAUGACGUCUCAGUGUUUUCCACUCUCAGUGUUAAUGGACGGUUGUUUGCCUGUCGGAGGGAUCAGUUGGACUCUUUGACACCUUUACCUGAGCAGGAGGGACCCUCUACAGGGUUAUUGGGCAGCUUUGAGUUGAUGAGCUCUAAGGAUGUGGCUUACCACAUGACUUCCUAUGACUGGGAGCUUUUCAACUGUGUACAUGAGCUUGAACUCAUCUAUCACACAUUUGGGAGGCAAAAUGUCAAAAAAACCACAGUGAACUUGGACUUGUUCCUGAGGAGGUUUAAUGAAAUCCAGUUUUGGGUGAUCACAGAGAUGUGUCUGUGCUCUCAGUUCAGUAAGAGGGUGCAGCUCCUCAAGAAGUUCAUCAAGAUCGCUGCCCACUGUAAGGAGUACAGGAAUGUGAACGCCUUCUUUGCUAUUGUGAUGGGACUGAGUAACCCAGCAGUAUGCAGGCUAAAUCAGACCUGGGAGAAACUUCCCAGCAAAUUCAGGAAGUUUUACGGGGAAUUUGAAAACUUGAUGGACCCGUCCAGAAACCACAGGGCAUACCGACUCACAGUAGCCAAGCUGGAUCCUCCCAUCAUUCCCUUCAUGCCCCUGUUGAUCAAAGACAUAACAUUCACUCACGAGGGCAACAAGACGUUUAUCGACAAUUUGGUCAAUUUUGAGAAAAUGAGGAUGAUAGCAAACACAGUGAAGUUACUGAGAUUCUGCAGGAGUCAUCCAUUCAGUCCGGAUUCCCCUCUGGCGAACAAAACCCAUCCAGAGGUUCGGACUUACGUGCGUCAGCUCCACGUGAUCGAUAACCAAAGGACUCUUACUCAGCUUUCUCACAGACUUGAACCCCGCAGGUCUUGAAACCACUCAGGGACACAAAUGUCACACUCAGAUGCUACUUCAUGACAUGACAUGUGUUUGCAUCUGAGUGAGUUAAUUUCCAACACAGGCUAUCACAUGAAGGACCUAAUGACAUGUCACAUGAUGAGAUAUUGUUCAGAUACUGUUGCCUGACUUGUAAAGCCUUUUGUUACAGUAAUUUGUGACUUUCGAUCAACGGUUAUUGCUGGUGGAAAAAGCAUCCCCCAUAUCACUCUGCUGCAGACAUGUCCAUCAUCUCAAAGUCAAAUAAGAGCAACAUUAAAAGACAGAUCUUUGGGGAUCUUAUUUAUCAGAUUAACAUUUCAGAUAUAAACACUAUGUGAUGCUUUAAGAGUGCAAACUUCAUAUUUCUGAUAUUCAGUUGUUUGGUAUCUUUUUUAUCGAACAGUAUUUAUACAUAUUUAUGUGUGUGAGAGUUUUAUGUGCUGUAAACUGUAAAGAGAUAUUUAUUUUGACCUCAGCAUGCACAAAGUUAUUAUGAUUGUUUGACUUUUUAUUCAUGUAAGCACAUCUCUCUUUGAAGUCUGGGAUACAGUAAAUGUCUGAAAACUUUUCUGUGCUGUAAAUAUUAAAUAUUUUAAAUGUA
Molecule: messenger RNA, 4081 nt
Organism: Notolabrus celidotus (New Zealand spotty)
Lineage: Eukaryota; Metazoa; Chordata; Actinopteri; Labriformes; Labridae
Gene: rapgef4
Product: Rap guanine nucleotide exchange factor (GEF) 4
Exons: 31
Coding region: 397-3474 (1025 amino acids)
Biological process (GO): Ras protein signal transduction; positive regulation of GTPase activity
Cellular component (GO): plasma membrane
Molecular function (GO): guanyl-nucleotide exchange factor activity
Source: RefSeq, a predicted model, not a curated record